AUCUCAACGUGAGUUUGUUUCGCUGGCAUCGGGCUCGUUGCUUGAUUGCUGUUCACUCACUCACAUUGGAUUAGAGUUCAUCUCACCGAGUUUUGUCGACGGGGAGGAGUCGCGUGGCGCCCAAUAACCCACACACGGACAUCUCGACUUCACAAACACCUUCCCCGGUCAUUUAGGACUAAUAAGGACAAAAGGACGGAGGAGUUUCACCGUGGGAAUGACGGAGCCGCAGACAAACGCUUGGCACUAAUCUCGGCCAAUGACUGACACAUAAAGCAAUCUUAUAACUGGCUGGCGUUGAGAGCAGCCCGAGGACCGAGGCUUGCGUCUCGAAAGGAUUCAGCUCUGAAUGCUUGCAUAUCUCAGGGUAUAUUGUGUGCAUGCGUGUAGUUUUAAUGUAACGUUAGCUAUCCAAACAAUAGGCAGUUUGAAGAGGGGAAGUAGAAGCUUGUAAUACACGCUUAUCUUGUAGGCAUAGGAAAGCUGAACUCCUGUUUUAUACAGCUGGACGAUUCUGAAGCGUUUUAAAUAAUUAGCUCUUUACCGAGCCACCUUGAAUGAUUAAACCCCUCGUUUUACUUAACAAGUAGCUUUCGGUUUCUCUCCAGGGACUGCAGGCGCUUGUUAGUCGUUUUUAGCUCCAUAUCUCUACGGAUUUUCCCGGGAAGAGCAGCUUUCUGUGUGACUUUUUAGUCUAAUGAUAUUGUUUAAGCACUGGCAGAAGUUUUAAAGCUCCUGCUUUAGUUUCUCUCGGCUCGGAGUGUUAUUGUCAUAAAGAUUAUGGCAGCCGUUGUGAAUUACUCUCCUCCGUGGUGGGUUAACCUUCUCCACAGACUGCCUCACUUUAAUCUGCAAUUUGAACAAACCAGCAGUGAUUUUCGACCGGAGGACUCGUCAUACCAGCAGUCUAUCCUGCUGCUGGGCAGUGUAGCUGUGGCAUGCUUGGCCUUGGACCUCCUCUUCCUCCUCAUCUACUCCUGCUGGCUGUGCUGCCGUCGUAAGAAGAGCGACGAGCAGCCAAACGCAGACUGCUGCUGCACCGCCUGGUGCGUCAUCAUUGCCACCCUCGUCUGCAGCGCUGGCAUUGCUGUUGGUUUCUACGGGAAUGGCGAAACCUGUGAUGGUGUGAAUCGGUUUACUUACGCCCUCCGACAUGCUAAUCGCACCGUGUCAGGAGUGGACAGACUGGUGUCAGAAAGUACAUCAGCUCAGAGCCAGACUGUGGACGAGAACAUUCGGCUACUAAGGGACCAGUAUGCAAAGCACACAGACUACCGGUCCAUCAUACAGAAACUCCAGGAUCAGCGGCAUGAGCUGGUUCGUCAGAUGACUGCCAUUCCCUUUUCGAGCAAUCUCAGCAUCUCCCUGGAGGAUCUGGCAACCCAGAUUGAACUGUAUGACUGGUACAGGUGGCUGGGCUACCUGGGUCUACUGCUGUUUGAUGUGCUCAUUUGCCUGCUGGUGCUCUUCGGCCUUAUCCGCAACUCCAAAGGAAUUCUGAUUGGGGUGUGUUUUCUGGGUGUGUUGGCGCUGGUAAUCAGCUGGGGCUCACUGGGUCUGGAACUGGCUGUCUCCUCGGGCUUCAGUGAUUUCUGUGCAGCACCUGACAUGUACAUGACUGAGGUGUCAGAGCAGUAUUUGCUUAUCAAGAAAGAUAUCCUGCAGUAUUACCUCACAUGUAACGUGGGUCAGGUCAACCCCUUCCAACAGAAGCUGUCAGGAAGUCACAAAGCACUGGUGGAAAUGCAGGAUGAUGUGUCAGAACUACUGCGCUCUGCAGUCCGGGAAUACCCCGAUACAAAGGGGAACCUUGAGCAAAUUCAGGGGGGGUUGAACACCACUGAAGUUGGACUGCACCAGCUCACUGCUCUUGUGGACUGCCGCAGUUUGCACAUGGAUUAUGUGCAGGCAUUGACUGGAGUGUGUUAUGAUGGACUGGAGGGUGUGAUCUACCUGGUGCUCUUCUCAUUCAUCACAGCUCUCAUGUUCACCUCUGUCAUCUGCAGUGUGCCACACACAUGGCAUGGCAAAAGGCCUGAUGAGGACAGUGAGGAGGAGUCCAUGGCUCAAGGAGGCAGACAGAAUCAUGAUAACCUGUACCGGGUGCACAUGCCCAGUCUCUACAGCUGCGGCAGCAGCUACGGCAGCGAGACCAGCAUCCCAGCAGGAGCACACACUGUCAGCAACGCUCCUGUUACUGAGUACAUGACCCAGAAUGCAAACUUCCAGAACCCUCGCUGUGAGAACACUCCUCUGAUCGGGAGAGAAUCUCCUCCUCCAUCUUACACAUCCAGCAUGAGGGCCAAGUACCUGGCCAACGCCCGGCCCGACCCCAGCAGCAGCACCUCAGCAAACUAGAGGAACACCGUCUUCUUUCCCUCCAGUCUAAAGCUCCCACUCACCCACAUGUUGUUCCCACAGCCCAGACCGGUUUCACCCCAGGCCCACCCAUCCAGUCAUGUUGAUCUUUGAUGCGUGCUCUCCAACCCAGCUGAUAAAAAAAACCGUCCUUGCAUCAUGUAAAUACUGCUGUCAGAGCAAUGUUCAGGAGGCCUCUUGUGCUGUUUCCAGAUGGCCGGUUCAGUUCAGGCAGCUAGUAGGGUUACUCUCAGCCCUGAGUGCUUAUUUGUGAGCAUCUGCAAUGAGUAUGAACUUCAUUACCUACAUUGUAGGUUUACAUUGUUGAUCCGUGCUGCCCUUGCUCAUUUGUGGUGCUCUUGCCAGAGGUUCAGAAAUGGUCCAAAACUGAAGAACUGGACUGGGUUUAACGCCCAUAACCCUACAUUCUUGCUUAGCCUCUGUCCUCUGAUCAUUUGAAGUAAUGUGACCUUAUCCAUUUGCAGGACCUACUGCCACAUCCCAACUCUACCGUUUACAUCAGUGGCAUCUACUGUAAUAUUACUGAACCGAUCUAAUCCGAGAGCAAUGAGAAUUUUCCCAGAAUUCAGUAAUUGGGUUCCACUUGUUUAGGCUAGCCAUUGAGUAUCAGUAUCAGUUGCAGUGAAUUAUGGAAGUGAGUGUACUUAUGUUCACUAUAGUUUCAGACACCAAAUAGUGCACUAUAUUUCAGACACAGCCCAAGUUUCUCUUCAAAAAGUUGCUUUUUCUUGACUCCAAUUGACCUUAAAGAUAAAAAUUUGACUGUGGAAGUUUAUUGGACAUGCUUGCUUUAGCCAACAUGUUGCGUUACGGAUUCCAAUGUAAUGCAUGAAAUCAAGCAAGAGUUAGCAUAGCUAGCUUUUGCAUUUCUGUACUUGUGUAUAGUAUGCUUCAGGCCUAAAUCUGUAGCAUACGCUGGUUUGAGGAGAAGAUAUUUUUGCAUUUUUCAUCUCAUUUAUAGGCUUGAGUUUUCAGUGAGAAAUUAUGGUUUGUAGAUGUUUACCUAUUGAAAUUCUUGUUGGGUUCUUCUCAGUACACAUGGACUGAAUUAAACCGACUGCUCAUUUAACUGUGCUGUAUCCACUGCCAUUACUGGAAAACCUGGACAAGCAGAGCUGGACAAACCAGCCUAACAAAGAGGAAGUUGAGGAAACCUCAUCAGAUUGUUGACCAAACGCUGAUGAUCUGGACAACCUCAAACUGCUUUUAUAUCCAAGUACUUUCAGUCUGAAUUCAGCAGAACUCUAAAGUUGCUUAGUCUGAUGCUGGGAUCACAUCUGAACAUUACAUUUGUCCUAAUACUGUACAAACAUGGAGACACUGGGACCAGCUUGGACAGUUUGUCAUCGCUUAUCUGUUCUAGGAAAGAAGCUGGGAGAAGUUCAUUGUAGUGUACACAAUGUAAACCUUAAUUUUGCUUAUCAGUUUAGUCCUCAGGAAAGGGGACACCAAUAGCAGGAAGCAAAGAAAUGGAAAGGAGCCGCAAGCCUCAGUUAAUAUUGCUGUAAUUCAGUGUGACUUUCAAAGCCCGCAAUUUCCUGGGCUUGUUGCUUCUGUACCACAAAUUGCUUUUAUUCCCAGAGUUGAGGGGAAACUUGCCAUCCCUGAAGAGGACAUAAAAGUGAUGUGCUGUCAUCCAGAAUAUUUUCCCCUUGAUGAGAGCACAGACACACAGGAGGCUGGCAUCUGAUCAGGGUGAACUCCCUUCCUCCUCAAAAGACCUCUCUCUGAUGUUACAGACCGAGUCUAGUAUGAACACGUCUCCCCUCUGAACCUUAUAAAGUGGUGCCAAUGUUCUCAUAUCUUGGGCAUCUUUGGUCCCACACACCUCAGGACUGACUGCCCUCAUUCUGCCAACAUCACAAUUUCAGCACACCACGUCCAGGUCAUAUCCUUACCAUUUCAGGGCUCAACAAAAUGCAUUCAAAAAUGGUGAAUUUUUUUUAUCCACAUGCUCUGAAUUCAUAACGAUAAAGGUUCAUAAUUCAUGAAGAAUAGAUAAAAGCAUUGGUCUGGUGGUUCAUUCUUAUUGUUGAGCCCUGAUUUCCAUCUCAUAGAGAUCUGUGUGUGGGCUCUGCAUGCAUGCAUGCUGUUCAAAUGCAGACUGAUAACAAAUGCUAAUGUGACAGCAUUGCUCCUGAGGUCCCAGACUUUUGUGAAAACAAGCAAGGACUUCAUGGGCAAGGGGUGUAUUAUGCGAACAAGAGCCUCGGAUUGUGUUCUUCAACUAUUAUUGGACCAUGUGAGUUCUUUUGCUUCUCAAAGGCAUGGUCGUCCUAGAAACAUGGAGGAGAACCAUGUUGUGUGCUACUGACGCUUGCAUUGGUUUCUCGAUUGAUGCUUUUGUGAUCAAUGAUGAGGUCCGUACGUCCUCAACUGUGCCAAUAAUGACAGCUUUCCUGUAUUUCUAAAUGUUACGCAUAUUUGAAGUGGACUCUCGUGAGCUCUGUGUGGCCUGUGCAGCCAGAUGAGACACCUGUGAACAUGAGCCUGACGUUGUGGGAAUAUUUUUCUUUUUCUCUGUAAAUGACCAUGUUAGUGAUGAUGCAAUCUCUGUUUUUAUGCCGCCUUUUACUCCUUUGGUAAUGUCAUACUGCAAAAAUAAUGUAUUUACAGUAUAUUGAACAAAUGUUUGCAAGAAAAUGCCCCAUUAAGGACAUUGUGAUGAUAUAGUACAAACAUGAAUUUUUUUUUUUCUUUUCUUUUUUCCAUAGUCCUCGUGGCAUAUUUUUAGACACAUUAGGAAGCACAAAAUAUUUCUCUUUCAUGCGAUUUAAUGAUUUUGUUCUUAUCAAGAUGUUUUUAUAUGACUUGACUGUAGGAAGAACUUUUUUCAGUUACUAAAAUAUUGUAAAUGUAAAACCUGUGGUUUUAUUGAGCUUGAACUGUGUUUUCAGAUUAAACCUUACAUUAACUGAU
Cyprinus carpio (common carp) is the source of this 5298-nucleotide messenger RNA. It is a transcript of the gene ttyh3a, whose product is annotated as tweety family member 3a. Lineage: Eukaryota; Metazoa; Chordata; Actinopteri; Cypriniformes; Cyprinidae. The record is from RefSeq and is a predicted model, not a curated record. Gene Ontology annotation, molecular function: intracellularly calcium-gated chloride channel activity; volume-sensitive chloride channel activity. Gene Ontology annotation, cellular component: plasma membrane.